Pyrus x bretschneideri (Chinese white pear) is the source of this 1518-nucleotide messenger RNA. RefSeq names its product ornithine transcarbamylase, chloroplastic. Gene Ontology annotation, biological process: L-citrulline biosynthetic process. Gene Ontology annotation, molecular function: ornithine carbamoyltransferase activity; amino acid binding. NCBI's taxonomy places the organism in Eukaryota, Viridiplantae, Streptophyta, Magnoliopsida, Rosales, Rosaceae. The record is from RefSeq and is a predicted model, not a curated record. Gene Ontology annotation, cellular component: intracellular membrane-bounded organelle.
UCGGGCCUCCGCCGUUUGGAUUGUACGAAAAACCCCUGAGCACUGAAAACCCACACAUACGCUUCGCUGAGCUCGACUGUUCCCACCAAAAUUAAUGGCGGCGGCGAUUUCUUCUCACUUCGCGUUCCUAUCAGACAAACCCUCUCUCUCCUCUUCACUUUCCUCUUUCUCCGGCCAGAGUCUCCGCGAUCGCCGAUGCUCCGCCGCCGUGGUCAGCAGCAUUUCCCUGCCUUCUCCGGCGAGACUCCGACGAAUCUCGUGCCAGACCUCCUCCGUUACUUCUUCGCCUUCGUCCGUCGCCAACGUAACAGCAAAAUCAGAACUGAAGGAUUUCUUGCACAUAAGUGAUUUUGACAAAGCCACCAUUCUGAAGAUGUUAGAUCGAGCUGCAGAGGUCAAGGCACUUCUCAAAUCAGGAGACAGGUCAUUUCAACCAUUUAAGGGGAAGACAAUGGCUAUGAUCUUUGCAAAGCCUUCCAUGAGAACACGUGUUUCAUUUGAGACUGGGUUUUUCUUGCUAGGUGGUCAUGCCAUAUACUUGGGUCCUAAUGACAUCCAAAUGGGUAAGCGGGAGGAAACUCGGGAUGUCGCACGUGUUCUGUCUCGCUAUAAUGACAUUAUUAUGGCGCGUGUCUUUGCUCAUCAGGAUAUCCUUGAUUUGGCUAAAUAUGCAACCGUACCUGUUGUCAAUGGCUUGACAGACUACAACCAUCCCUGUCAAAUUAUGGCUGAUGUCCUCACUAUCAUCGAACACAUUGGUCGGAUAGAAGGAACUAAGGUUGUCUAUGUUGGAGAUGGAAACAACAUUGUCCACUCUUGGUUGCUGAUGGCUGCUGUUAUUCCUUUCCACUUCGUUUGUGCCUGUCCAAAAGGUUUUGAACCAGAUAAGAAAACAGUUGAGAAGGCACAGCAAGCAGGUAUCAGCAAGAUUGAGAUUACAAAUGAUCCAAAGGAAGCAGUCAAGGGAGCAGAUGUUGUGUACUCAGAUGUGUGGGCUAGCAUGGGGCAAAAGGAGGAGGCUGAUUCUCGCCGUAAAAUUUUCCGAGGAUUUCAGGUUGAUGAAAAUCUCAUGAAGAUAGCCGGCCCGAAAGCCUAUUUCAUGCAUUGUUUGCCAGCGGAAAGAGGGGUGGAAGUGACUGACGGGGUGGUUGAGGCUCCAAAUUCUAUCGUCUUUCCACAAGCUGAGAAUCGGAUGCAUGCACAGAAUGCUGUCAUGCUUCAUCUGCUCGGAGUUUAGUCACUUACGUUUCAAGUUUAGAGACACUUUUUAGCCUAAAAUAGGUGAAGAAUUUUGUGCUUUCAGAUUUGUACUCGUAAUGUUGUUUGCCUGUUGUCAUCUAUGGAGCCGUUUCAAAUGCAAACUUAAUGCAUGAAGUUUUCGAGUCAAAACUAGUUAAAGUAUUUGGAGAAACUGCCUCUUAGUACUACGGUAUGUGGUACUCUUCUUUACCUGUAAGUGAGAGGUCUUAGGUUCAAUCCUCGUUAAAGGUGAAUUUGAAUCAUAUUAUUGUUAAUCCA